AUUACAUAAACUCGCAGUGUAGUCAGUCAGUCGAGUGCGUCGAGUGAUAUGGCCGUGUUUCUGAUCAACAUCUGCAAAUUUAAUGGCUGUUUUAAAACAUUUCCAAGUCUAAGCGACUUAAUAUCACACAUUGAGGACACACAUAUAGACUAUGAUCCUAAGGUGGUCGAGCAAAAGGAGCUGGCACAGCCCGCAUCGCUGCCGUUGAGCUACGUGCUGCGCUUCAUCUCCGAUGAUGCGCGCAAGGAGGCUUCCACAUUCUUGUCCAACACCACCAACAAUAGCAGCGCUAGCAACAACAACAACAGCACCAAUGCUACCAACACUGGCAGCGGCGGCAACACCGGCAAUGCAGAGCUCAAACGCAAACUGGCCAUUAAGCAUCAUAGCUAUAGCAUGUCAUCGUCCAAUCGCAGCAAUACGCCCACUGGCAGUGAAAUGGACGAGGAUGAAAUGGUCGUUACGGAAUCAGAGGAUAGCAAUGACUCUUGGACCACCGAGGAGUUUAGCUCGGAGUUCAUAAUGCGUUAUGGCAGCAGGCAUUCCGGUGGCGGCAGUAAUGGCACGCCAGGCAAUGAGAAACCGUUUGCGUGUCCCGUGCCCGGUUGUAAGAAGCGCUACAAGAACGUGAAUGGCAUCAAAUACCAUUCGAAAAACGGACACAAAAAGGAUGGCAGAGUGCGCAAGGGCUACAAGUGCCACUGUGGCAAGAGCUAUAAAACGGCGCAGGGCCUGAAAAACCAUGCGCUGCUCACACACAACACACAGCCGGAGAGCGUGCUCACCACCCAGCAGCUUGCCAAUUUGACUGCAGCAUCGGCGGCCGCUGACACAGAGCCAGUGACCCGCUGCAAGCCUGCGGUCAAUAAUGGUCUGGUCGGAGGCAACAGCGUGCUGACAAGCAAUGGCAAUGGCAACGGUUUGAUCCAGCGCAGCAAUUCACCUUCGCAGUCACUCGGUUCGCUGAGUCCGUCGAGUAGCAACAUGUCGAGCAGCACCAGCACUAGUGGCCUUGGUGCUGGCAGCUUGGGUAGCAAUAGCUUGUCCAGCACAGCUGCCACUGCCAGCAACAUGUUGCAACAGCUCAGCAAUGGCAACAUUGUCACUGUGACGAAUGUACCACAGCAGCAGCAGCCGCAGCAAGCGCUGCCUCAACAGCAGCAACUACAGCAGCAGCAGCAGCAAAUGAACAUCGGCACACAGUCGCAAAACGCAAACGCGCCGACCGCAGCGACAGCAACAACAAACACAACAGAAACCUCUUACUCCUGCUCACACAUCAUCAACAGCAGCAAUAGCAACAACAGCAGCGACAGCAGCAGCAAACAAACUGCAACUGCAGCAGCAGCGACCGCGGUGACUGCUGCCAAAUACUCCAGGCCCACUGCAACAGCGGCGACUGCAACUGCCAUGAAAUCGUCAGCGACUGCAACAGCGACGACGCCCAUGCAAAUCUCGCCAACUUUUAUUGAGCACAAAUAUUCCGCCCUGGCCAUCAAAGAGAAAUUCUUUUCGAAUUUACGCGCUACCCGCAACGCAUCAGCAUCGUCCAAUAAUGGCGACAAUCUGGCUGCGGCAUCCGGCGGCGUUGUUGCUGAUGCAACGCACACUGGCAGCGGCGGAGGCGGAGGCGGUGGCAGCGGCACCAACGCGGGCAGCAACAUGUUGCGCGCUGUUGCUGUGGGCCAAAUGUGCGCGCUGCAGAACGAGCACAUACAUCAAAAUCUUUUCAAGAAAACGAUCAAUUGACAGAGAUUAGAUCGUCGGACGCUCAGUGCCGCAUAGAGAGUUGGCUGUGAUGAGAAGUAUGUUCAUGUAUGUAUGGAGAGCACUUAAGAAAUGCGGAGCAAGAGGAUUUGUCAAUAUGGCAGAUGAGAGGAAUAGACAGAAAAAGAAGACAAGGGCGCAAGAUUGUUGCAGUUUCAUAUUUUAUAGAAAACAAACAAGCAAACAAAACACACAAAACAAAAAAAAAAAGAAACAAAAAAACAGAAGAAUAACACACACACAUAAAAAAGAAAAAAACAAUAUAACAAUAAUUACAGUAUGUAUACAUGAAUGUAAAAUUCACAUUUCAAUAACUAUCCAAAAAGCAUAUCCCUCAAAAUUAAACAGAAACAGAAAUCAAUUAACAUAAAUUAUAUGAUUGGCAUUAUGCACAACUCCCUACAUGAAAAUCCUGCUUAUCUGAAUUAGAAAAAUAUUCGAAAACAAAAGAAAAGAAAAUACACUAUCAUGAAAAUCAUAAAAAAAAUAUAACCGUAAAAUUUAGUAAAUAAAUUUUUGAAGGUGUUUCUUCAACUAGUCAUUAUCGUAGUUAAAUUAAAUUUUUUGAUUUAUCACACACACAAAAUUUGCUACCAGCUACUUUGGACAUGUUUCCAUGCAGCUGGUAUAACUUUAUUAGAAAUUCAUCAAUCGGCAAAAAAAAAAAACAAAAAAAUACAUAAACAAUCAUAAAACGAACCAUGUUCUUCACACUAGCAAAAUUUUUCGGUAGACACGAAAUCUCUUACUAAGAGAUUUGUGUCGAAAGUAAUUGAUAUGGUAUGCAAGAAAAAAUUAUAAAAUCGAAUAUGCAAGCAAAUGUAUUAGCUAGCUACAAAUGAAAAAAAAAAAUAUAAUGAUUUAAAACGAAGGAAUAAAAAAAUAAUAUAGAGGUCUUAAUGCUUCGCCGUUUCCGUUUCCGUUUAGAACCCACAAUAACUCUGUAGUAGUUAUAGUAUUAUAUGAUAUAAUAUAUAUAGAUAUGUGUACAUUUAAUUUAUAAUUGCAAAUUAUUAGAUAAUAUGUUCUAUUUAUGCGUGCGUGUCAAUGUCUGUGUGUGUGUGUGUUCGAUUAUGAAAUUAAAGUAAUAUCUAAUUCAAAUUUUGAUCGUCCUUAAUUGUAAUAUAUAUACAUACAUAUAUACAUUUAACAAUUAAAUAAGUGUAUGUUCGAUUUCUAUGAAGUGAGUCAUAUUCAAAGUAUUUUAUGCAUGCAUACAAAAUUAAUAUUAACUAUUAGAGAGAAGAUUAAACAAAUGGAAAAGAAAGAAAACUAUUAAAUAUGGAAGCGUUAUAUCGACCUUCCCACCCCCAAACAAUAAAUCUUAAAAUAUGCAAUUGGGUUCCUUAUGUACGAAUAACGCAUAAAAUUGAAAUAAUUUGAAACGAAACGAAAACAGAACAAACUAAUUGAAAUUUUUAAUAUACAUACAUACUACAUACCUACUACAUAUACAAAACGUAAACAUAAAUAUAUACAUACAAACAUACAUACAUAAUGAUUAAUUAGUUUACCUAACUAAAGCCGCCAACCGCCAAACAAAUUUUGAAGCGCAUUUGCAGACGCCCAGCGUCUAAAAUUAGACUACAAUAAUAAAUAUUACAUUAAUGUGCGCCCCUAAACUUAUAACAAUUAUCUCUAAGAACACACGCUUAUGCGGCUUAAAACCAGCCGCCAUAGAUUAGCUAUCAACUUUUAUAUCAACAAGAGAGAAAUGAAAGAAAGUAUCUUCGGCGCGCCGAGGCUUUUGGACCCUUGCAGAUCCCCCCAUUUAGGAAUAUCCAUAACUAUCAAUAGUUAAAGAAGAGGCCUAAUGGGGCCAAUUGAAUCACAUCUGUCCAUUGUCUUUCGAUCUGCCAGGGUAAAAGUGAAGUAAUAAAGAUAGUCCAUACUUUUGCGCUACAAAAUUGAAAUGGGCAAAAUACAACUUUGGAAAAACAACUCAAAACCCUCUAAUGAAAACAAUAAAUUGAAUAUACCUAUUUCUAUAUUUAAAUGUAUUUCAUCUUAUAUAAGACUGCUGUUAUGUUCGUAAAUAUAUUUAAUAUAUAUUAUUAUUAACGAAAAAAAAAAACAUACAAAUUAUAAACAAACAAAAAAAAAUAUGAAAAUAACAAAAAGAAAAUCAACACACAAAAAAAAAAUGAAAAGAUUUAAGCUACAUGAAUAAAUAAUGUAUUCAUAGUCUACCUACAUGCAUACGAUUAAUUAUGUACUAUACUAUAUACAUAACUACAAAUAUUAUGUACUGUAAUUUACUAAAAUUCAUAACUAUGUAUAUGUAGAGAAUAAUUGAUGCAUACGUGUAUGUAACCAUCAACAAAAUCAAC
This is a messenger RNA of Drosophila albomicans, 4097 nucleotides long. RefSeq lists its product as uncharacterized. The transcript has 6 exons. Gene Ontology annotation, cellular component: nucleus. NCBI's taxonomy places the organism in Eukaryota, Metazoa, Arthropoda, Insecta, Diptera, Drosophilidae. Bases 49 to 1749 code for a protein of 566 amino acids. The record is from RefSeq and is a predicted model, not a curated record.